GAAAUUCUGGAUGAUCAUUUUUUUGAGGAAAGACUUGAGGAACCUGCCUUCUACGAGGAGCGAAGGCCACAGGCCCAGCAUCGCAUGUCAGCUUUGUCCAUUCACGACGACCACGAAUUUGAAGAGAUCCAACCUCACAAGGAGCGUACCAAAGUCAUGGACGACCGUAAGAUAUCGCAGGACUACCUUUAUUAUCGCCUAACCAAGAACGGCGAUGAUUGGAGUAGAGCGUUUAAGGAUGUCAUUUCAGCACCAAUCGAACAAAUUGAAAAGAAGGCACGGGAGAAAAGAGGGAGCGAUGGUACUGUCCUUGAACAAAUGACUCGUAUGUCUCCGCUACGGCGUGGCCAGAUCGAAAAUUUAAUUCAGAAGGCAAAUGAUAUGGAGGUUGGCAACACACGCUGGGAAGUUGUUUAUAUAAAAGCUAAGAAGAUGAUAAGCCGGAAGAAAACUAAGGCAGUCGAGGUGCCUGAAAUGGAUAUUAUCCUCGCCAAAACCAAGAAACAGCUGAAGUCGCGUCAGAAAUCUAACACCGCUGAAAUUGUCGAUCUUCGAGAACCUUACCUCCCACGACCAAAAAAAGAGAAGCGAUAUGUUGAUGAUAACUAUUCUCGCGGCCGAAAAGACUCUGGGCUGGCAAUGUUGUCUGACCCAAUCACAAAUCUGCCGCUCUUCGAUAGAGACGGAAGACCAAUAGAUGAAAAUGGUCCAGUCCAGUUCACUGGACUGCCGCCUCAGAUUCCAAGGGAUAAGCCGCUUGGCGCAAAACUUGAACAAAUGAAAGACAAGGACAAGGACAAAGACAAGGGGGAUAAAAAGGACGGAAAGCGUGAUAAGAGUCAGAAGCGAAGCAGGUCGAGGGACAAGUUUGCUGAACAUGGACAUGAACACGAUCCUGAUAUUAUGGUGGUUCCAGAAGGAACUUUUGAUGGCGAUGCUCCUCUCGAGGGCAUCUUUGGAGAGAUCAAAGAAGACAAGCGGGGCCGGAGAGGAAAGUCUCCUCACGGUCAUCAUGAUCAUCCUGACCAUCCUGAGGUCAUGUUUGGUGAUGCUCCGAGAUCCCAUUCACGCCGACGCCGCGGCGGUCACGAAGGCGAAUUGCGAGAGAAAUCCACACAUCGUCGAGAGAAGUCCCGCCCUCGAGGUGACUCGGUGCACUUUCCAAACAGACGUACGCAGCAAUACUUUGAUGGCAGCAGCAUUUCCUCAGGGGGUAGUGACGUGAGCCAUUAUGGCUACGAGUAUGAUGCCGAGAGCUCAAACACAUCUAUCGGCACACAUGGCAUUCCACGACGAGGAAGCCUGGUCCGGCAUGAGUCUCGGCCUGAUGUCAUCUACAAGCAGCAUCGCCGAGGUCCAUCUGUGCCCGUGAGACAUGCCUCGUAUUCGGAGUCGCCACGACAUUAUCAGGAUACCUAUGUGCCAAGAUACUACGACGAAGCACGCUUUGUCAAGCCAGCACGAACACCAAGAGAAGGUUACGUGGUCUACGAACAGCGUCCGACUGAAGGAAGAUAUGAGCGCCCCCGCAUUGUGAGACAGUCAACCGUGCCUGUCCAGAUCCCGGAAGACCGGCAGCUUCUGUAUGAAGCGCCAGCGCAAUAUCACCAGCCUACACGAGACCUGGUUCCCAUCCAGCGCCGUUACAGUGAGAACGCGCCACUGAUCCGCCAUGAUGUGAUGCCGCCCGUACUUCAUUUCCCCGAUGAGGAUCGAGACGUCUACCACCGAGACUCACUUGAGCGUCAGAGCGGGAACAUUGAGCAUUAUCAGCGAGACCGCAUCAGAGAGGAGUUUCUCAACGAGAAAGAACGUGAGAUGACUGACCGCGAACGCGACUUGGACAUCCGCGAAGAAGCAGUAAGACGCAUGCGACGAGAGAGUCGCGAUCUUGACGACAGGGACCUCCGAGAGCACAGAAGGUCAAGGAUCGUCGUUGACCCAAACACUGGCCAACGUUUUUACCUUGACGAGUAG
This is a messenger RNA of Exophiala aquamarina CBS 119918, 1977 nucleotides long. RefSeq lists its product as uncharacterized. Gene Ontology annotation, biological process: regulation of apoptotic process. Lineage: Eukaryota; Fungi; Ascomycota; Eurotiomycetes; Chaetothyriales; Herpotrichiellaceae. Bases 85 to 1977 code for a protein of 630 amino acids. The transcript has a single exon. The record is from RefSeq and is a predicted model, not a curated record.